AUCUAACUGUAUUCCCAACGAUGACUGACAACUGGCUCUGCAAAGGUAAGGACAAGAAAGUCCUUCAUGUAGUUUAUGAACUCCGCUCCCACAAGAGGCACUAAUGGCCAUCAAUUCGGAUGGCUUCAAAAGAGGAUUAGACGUGUACGUGGAGGGCAAGAUUAUGGUUAUAUUCUGCCCCCCACUGUUGGAGGUGGUACACCUCAAAAUGCCCAUUGCUGGGAUUCACAAGUGGGGAAGGGUGUUGUAGCACUGAGGUCCUGUUUGCUGGGGCCCCAGAAGCAUCUUGGCCACCAUGAGAACACAAUGAUGGACCACUGGCUUAAUCCAGUAGGCUCUUACGUUCUUGCCUGCCCUCUUGGAGUUUCCAAUGGCGGCUUUCCAGGACCUACCAGUUGUUGAAGACAGCAGACAUGGGGGUAUCACAUGAAAUUAAGUACCUCCCCUCCCUACGCAAUAUAGUGGGGUGUUUUGACAGUGCAAGAAGAGACGGUUUCUCAAGUUGACUUCCUCCCAAAAGCUUUCCUCCCAUAUUGCAACACCACAAGCCCCCGAGCACGAGCUCUUUAUAUAACACAUGUAAGUUUACAGAGGAUAGAAAAGAAAGCUUAAGGCAGACAACAACAAGAACCUUUCCCCACAAGCCCUAAAUGGCACGUCUUGUGAGGAGCUGGGGUCCAGGAUGCAGUGCAACAUUGAAAUUCGAGCUAAAUAUUAAAUGGACCCACAAGAUGUCGAAUGGCAACUCCCAUCAUCACAGGUCCUGUUGUGUUUCUCAGUAAGGGAAGAUGGGGAUUUUGAGUCGUUUGCAGGUAAGGAGGCCGGUAGUUCUUCUGCUAGUCCACUUUUGGAACUUUUGCUGCAAUCUCGAUCGUGCCCCAUAUGCCCUGGCUCCUGCUCCUCAAGCAGCCCCAGUUGCACCCCUGAUCUGCCAGACACACACACACGCCAUUCCAGGUUCUGCCUGCUGCAUCUGAUUGCUAGGAGAUUAUAUUAAUGCUGAGAUUUUACUUGGGUCAGUUUCUGGUUUCUGCAGAUUUCCCCCAACCGCUGCCUUCCAGGGUGGAAUUGAGAGAUGUCCAUAACAGUAUAUAGAUAUUAUUAUUAUUAGUAGUAGUAGUAGUAUUCUGCCCAGCCACUCUGGGCGACUUCCAAUAAAUUAAGACAUCAAACAUUUAAAACUUCCAUAUACAGGGCUGCCUUCAGGAGUCUUGUGUAGUCAGAUAGUUGUUUGUUUCCUUGACAUCUGAUGGGAGGGCAUUCCACAGGGCAAGCAUGACUACCAAAAAGGCCCUCUGCCUGGUUCCCUGAAGCUUCACUUCUUGCAGUGAGGGAACCGCCAGAAGGCCCUCGGACCUGGACCUCAGUGUCCGGGCUGAACGAUGAGGGUGGAAACGCUCCUUCAGGUAUACUGGGCUGAGGCCGUUUAGGGCUUUAAAGGUCAGCACCAACCCUUGGAAUUGUGCUCGGAAAUGAGCCAAUGUAGGUCUUUCAGGACCGGUGUUAUAUGGUCCCAGGGGCCGCUUCCAGUCACCCAUCUGGCAGCCACAUUCAGGAUUAGUUGUAGUUUCUGAGUCACCUUCAAAGGUAGCCCCACGUAGAGUGCGUUGCAGUAGUCCAAGCGGAUUAAGGGUUUCAAUGAGUUGUCACCAGUGUGUUUGCAAAAAUUAAAAGGGGGGCGGGAGUACAUAGUGGAGCUUCUAAAACUGGCCAUAUUUCAUGUUGUGAAAUACAGCAGAAAGGUUCUGCUUUCAACCGUGCAAUUCCAUCUGUGCUGCAGGGGGUGUGGGGAACAAUGUAAGAAGAUUGACCUUUGAUGUUACUGUAGGGAAACCUUUUUUUUUUGGCCGGGUUAGCUGUGGCUUGAGAUCCACACCUCUAAUCUGCAACAUUAACAGUGGAUUACACUGUAGUACUAUCAUAAGCCACUGUCUCUCAACCAAAGGGUUGGCAGGUGGUGGUGGGGGGUGGGGGGGUGAGAUACUACCUCAGGUUAAGAAUGGCUUACAACAGCCCUGUAAUGUUGUUUUCUGUUAAUGCUGCAGAUGGAUUGUAUGCAGAAUUUACACUGGCUGGACUUUUUUCUUAAAUGAAGUUUGAAAACGGUUUUUAAAAAUGCCCACAAAAUAGGACUGAAGUUAAAGAAAGCACCUCCUACUCUCGCUACUGCUACAUUUUGUUGUAGUGUGGACAUCCUGGUAAUUGACUGCAGCUGGAAUUCUCUGUUGAUUUCUCUGGGUAGCUCUCCCUGCCAUCCCUGUGGAGAUUUUAAAAAGGCUUAUAAAUGAAAACAUGGGAAUUAUCUACCCAGACAUUGAGAUGUGCUAUGGUGCUCCAGAGACCUGGUACCCCCAGCCAGCAGGCUAAGCACAUUGGGGAGCUGGGCCAAUGGAAGGAUAGCUCAUUUAUUGCUCAUUCCCUAAUUAUACAAUCAUAAAACACAGCAUGCAAAGAGUCAUUAAAAGGGGGGAAUCGCCCACAAAAUGCACUCUCAAAAUGGGCAUGAAAGCUGCUCUGAGCUGUUCAGAAAUGACAUUGACUCAGAACCCCUUUACAGCAUUUCCCCUUUUAAAAUUAUUUGCAAAGUAAACUGCAAUCUCUUCGUCCUCUAACUGCACCCACUUAAAGUUGCAUAAAACACCAAGCUUCACAAAGGCACAGAACUGCUUGCAAUAAUAGCCAGAUCUGUAGGGGUAAAGAGCCUAAACUAAGCAAAAAGGAAAUUCAGAUAGAACUCUCUCAUCCAUGCCUACUUUCUAAUUUUAACAUUAUCCCAUGGACUUCACUGUUUAGUCAUUUUAGGGCUAAACCCUCAGGUGAAAGAGAAGGGUGCUAAUUCCUAACAUAAUUAAAAAAUGCAGUACAGUCUGGGACUGGGGCAGUUUACUGAUGCACUUUCUGCCCUUCUCAAAAUAAAAAUAAGCUAUAUCCAACUCAGCUAAACUGAGACUCCUGCAGGAGUAGGGGAUCCACGAGAUGGAUUGCUCCACCAUAGUACAUUGCAAUAAAAUAAAAUACAAAUCCCCUCCGCGCAGAACUUUAGCAGGGGUCAGGGAGAAGGCGACUGCUAGCCCAGAAUACCAUCGAUAACUCUUGUUAAGGGUGCAGGUUGAUGUGAAAAACCUCUACAUGCUAACGGGAACACGCUGCUGAUGUAGCCCGACUAUAGGAAUCUCAGUGAAGCAGCGUCUUCACGCGCCCUCUAGAGGUCCUGCAGUUGUGCGCCCACCUAUUGACUUUAAAUGGCGACUUCAGAAGUUCUUUGUUAGAAGCAAGGAAAAUAACAGGAAAAGGGAGCAAAAAAUUAGUUUGCCCCCAAAACCUGCCAGGAAUAUAUUUAAAGAUCUGCGGAGCAGCUGAACCCCAGGGAUGGUAAUGGCCUUCCAAUGCUCGCUUGAAAAUUGAAUUAGGGAAUUGCCUAAUAAUUGUCCAAAAGGUGUUUCAUUAAUCUGGAUUCUUGCGCGAGGACCCAGAGCUCUUCCCUACAAGUAAUACUUUUGAAACGGCGGCUUAUUCAGUCAGUCGUGUGUAAAACUUGCCAAUGCAGCUGGUUAUAACGCCUGUGCAUGAUAGAACAUGAACUACACCACUGGUAACAAUGUGCUGCAAACAGCAUGCACGAUUAAAGAGACUCUUAGGAAGACCUAGUAAGGCCCAAUCUUUUUAUGAUCCUAAUGACCUUUAUGAUCCUAAAGCCUAAUUUACACGUGUUUCACGGCAGUAACGCUGCCGUUGUGCAUAUGCCAUACAGACAACAACAAGAUGGGAAAGCAGGGUAGCAAUCGGCACGCUCUCAGAGGCACUCUUUCUUCGUUACCACUUCCGGGGCUGAGCCCCGGCGUGGAAAACCAGAAGUUCCGGCGAGCCUGAGCCGGUGUUCAGCCUGCAAAAAUGAAAUUAAAAAAUACAUUUUUUUAAAAAGCCACACCUUCCCUUCCCUGCCUCGUCACGUGCGCAACAAAGCGCAUUCGAACUGCCGGGGUCAUGUGCGCGUUUUGCAAAUUGACUUAAGCAACAGAUCAUAUGACUGCCUCCCAAUCGGGGGGGGGGGCAAGGCCCGCGAUAGCAAAGCAGCCAACCAAAAAGGGGGAAAGGAAGGAAAAGCGGCCAAACAGAUUGCAGGGACAGCGGCUCGGCCAAUUCCAUGGAGAGCCGGAGGCGUGGCCUUGCACCCGGGGUUUUGCUUUUGGGGCUGGAAGGAACCGGCUAGCGAAGGUCCUGCCGCGCCAGUCUUAUUGCGGGGCGAAGCUGGUGCAAAGGGUGAGUUGAUUUGGAAAGCCCCCGGUGCCUUGGGGGAUCCUGCUGCAACAGCAGAGGGGUCCCCACCCCAGGGUUAUUACCAGCUGCGCAUGCAAGAGGUUGGGGAGUGAGUAUACAGGAAGGGAGAGCUGGCUGUUUCAGCAUUGCUUCCUGAGAGCAGUCAGGCUGACCCCUGUUGAAGACGGAAUACUAGGCUCAGUGCAAACUCCUUUGCGUUUUUAACAUCGUUGUCCUCUCUCUCUUUUCCCCUUUCCUUUCACCUCCCCACAGAUUAAUAGGAAACUGACCAUUUCUCUCUGUCGUGCGCCUUCUUCCUCGCGUUGCAAUAUAUAUUGCAGAGAAGCUCACCAGGUGCCCUCAUUACAUAUAUUUAGGCUCCAGGAAGAAACAUUCCUCUUCUCCCAGGCCUCUGGCUAAUUAGAGAGUCUAUGGGCUUUUAAACUGGGUGGAAUUAGGCUUGGUUUGUUACUAAGUUACCAAAUGUAUUUUUGUGUUUUUCUAUUGUAAACCGCCCUGUGAUCCUCGGGUGACGAGCAGUAUAGAAAAUGUAAUAAUAAUAAAAAAUACAGUCAGGAUUUGACCCUGGGAUCUCGCUUCAGUGCCAAGUGCUGUCGAUAAUUAAGUCCUGCACUGUCAGCUCUGACAACGGCUUUAAAAGCCAGGGGUCAGCCCCAGAGGAUGGUUUUUUUCCUGCUAAAUAAAUAACAGCAGCAAUCAUUCUGAGCUGUGUCAGGUGGGGCUGGUUGCUAGGCCUGGUUCUUACACUCAUAGUGGUUAAAAACAGCUGCACUGUGCUCUGUAGAGCUGGGCUAGAGUGGUCUUUUCUGUGCAGCUGUUGAAAACCCCCCGCACAUUAUUCCUGCAUUACAGAGGGUUGGACUAGAUGACCCUCGGGGAUCCCGUCCAACUCUACAAUUCUGUGAUUCUAUAUAAGUUGACCUCAAAACCUACGCCCUGAAGGUUGCUGUCCUGUCUCUGUUUAUGGCUUCUUGUGGUUAUUGUACAAGAGACUGUGUUGCACUUCCUUUUCGCAGCUCGGUUUUUACUUCCUCACAAACUGAACCCAAAAAUCAGUGUGUGUGCUCUCUUCUGGUUGAAGUCAACGUGUGUUGCCUGCUUACUGAGUUUGGAUCAUUGUGAGUUCUGUGUUCCGCCUCUUGUUCUGUAGGUGUGCCUGUGCUGAGAUCUCAAGCAGACAGGGCAAGGCCAGAGCGUUGCAGUCUGGCAUCGGUCUUCAGUUUUGCAUGCAGAAGGUUCCAGGUUGAAUCCCCAGCUCUGGCAGGGAGACGUCUAUUGUGAACCCCUGGAAAGCUGCUGUCGCUUGGUGUAGGCAGCAUUUGGCUAAAUGAGGAGCUUCCUGUGUGCUUCUAAGGGGAAACCUGUUUGUUUUCUCACAUGGAGUCUGUUUUUGCAGAGAGAGAGUAAUGGUUGCUGGAUGGAUAGUGGUCUCACACUCAUCGCAGGCAAACUCACAAUGCCCUGGGAUUUUUGUGGAAAAGGUGACUGUGCCAUUGCAGCGGAAUAUGCACAAACAGUUACUACACCCCCUAACGUUUCUGUAGUACUGGCUUGGCUGUGCAUGCUUGGGUUCCUCCAGGGCGGCUUUCCCCAACCCGGUGCCCUUCAGAUGUUGAGAAGCUAAGCUGUAUUUCAAAAUAUUUGGAGUCCUGCCAGAGAGAGAGAGAGAGGGGCUGUUCAUGUAUGGUACCGGGUAAAGCACGGUGUUUGCUACCUGGUGCUGAUCCUGACACUUUUAAACCAGUGUUAGAGACUUUGAACCAGUGUUAGAAACUUAAGCCAGUGUUAGAAACUCCUUAAACCGACUCCGGGGUUGCGGCGCUCAUCUCGCUGUAUUGGCCAAGGGAGCUGGCGUACAGCUUCCGGGUCAUGUGGCCAGCAUGACUAAGCUGUUUCUGGCGAACCAGAGCAGCGCAUGGAAAUGCCGUUUACCUUUCCGCAGGAGCGGUACCUAUUUAUCUGCUUGCACUUUGACGUGCUUUCGAACUGCUAGGUUGGCAGGAGCAGGGACCGAGCAAUGGGAGCUCACCCCAUUGCGGGGAUUCGAACUGCCAACCUUCUGAUCGGCAAGUCCUAGGCCCUGUGGUUUAACCCACAGCGCCACCCGCAUCCCCCAUUUUGCGGUAGGGUAGCUCUAAAGUCUAUUUUUUCAAACAAUGGACUGACUGUGAUUGAUUCUCAAUUAAACACCUGGCUUGUUCAGAUAACAACCAUGAGCUAGGUUAAGAGCUUUGAAAACUUAAAAGAAGAAAAGUCCACAUUUAGUGCGACCUUUUUUUUUCUUAAAGGCGACUGCUCCUGCUCAGGCAGGUUCCAGAAAUUCAUUCCCCUUGUGCAGGUAAAAUAUAACUGAUAGAAUUCUACAGGAUGUGUUGCGAAAACAGUCCAGAUCCAAUGAUCCCCAGGCAGGCACCUCCAGAUGAUGGAGACGUUAGACGUCUUCCUGGAGCCCAGGCAUCUUCACUUGGUCGCAAGUGGUCGAAAGCCAGGCGCAAAAUGCGCUUGGCUUAUGCUUAACACUGUUUAAACUUCCUUUGUCUUGGGGCCAGCGGACUUUAAAGACCAUUUCCUUCUGCAUGGAUAUGCCCAGUUGUUGAGAUCUUCCCCAGAGGCCCACCUUAUCUGUACUUGGUCUCCCUGCUGGCGGAGGCAAGGUAGGGGAGGGUCUGCGAUUGCUCUUUUUUCAGUCCUUUUGCUCACCUUCGCAGGGAUAAAACUUGGACUUUGUUAUCUCUUUGGCUCCAGGUAGAGACCUUUUUGUUUGCCCAGGAUUUCUUUGGAUGUGUUCACUUAAGUCCUGGCUGGCUCUAGAGUUAACUUUUUUCUUUUUACUGUUCUGUUGUUUUAUAAAUCUUGGGGGAGAUCAGUAGUUGUCAUACUUAGGCCUGUUAGCCAGGAAUGCUCUGGGGCUGAAGAACGAGGCAAAAAUAAAUGAUCUGCAGCCAAUCCGAACUUCUUGACUUGGUGUACCUGCAUGAUACAUGUUUCUUAAGUGUAAUGUUCCGAUACUUAGGAGUGAUUGUAACAAGGCAUAUGAUCUGGUUAUGCCAGCGGCACUUUGGAUCCAUAUAUUAUCAUUUAUUUAAUUUCUUAGUCACUUUAUCUUGCCCAGGGCAACUCAGAGUGACUUAAAACCAAAUAGAUGUGGGGUUUUUUUGGGGGGGGGGGGGAGAUUCCAAAUAGAUUCAUUAAAACCAAGGGGGAAAAUAAAUACAUUAAUACAUUAUAAUAAAUACAUUAAAAGCAUCCCACCCACUGUUUUUGCCUGGCGCCUAAAAAUAUCUAAUGAUGAAGCCAGGCGAGCUUUCACAAAUGUGGAGACACUUUCUGGACCUCUUGUGGAGGAGGCACACAAAUAAGGGCCUCAGGUGAUGAUCUCAAGGUCUGUGUUGGUUCAUAUGGGGAGAGGCCAACCUUGAGCUAUUGUGGUCCUGGCACUAUCUUAAAGGAGCUACAUAGCUGGGAGUGCCUGAACUUUUCCUGGCUUGGCAAGAUAACGGCAGUAAAAAUGUCUGUCUAAGUUUCUCUUUCAUUUUCCAAGUCUUUCCUGUAAGAGCCCCAGAAACGCAAUGUGCUAAGUGGCAAAGAAAUCGUUUUGCUAUGAAAGGGAAAUGGUGUCGCUUGGCUACUGACAUUCUGUACAUCGUUAAGACCCAAGGGGGUCUUGGUAUGCCUAAUUUAAGGGUACACUGCCAUGCCUUUUAAUUGAAACAAUUAUUACUUAUGAAUAUGUCCCCUGGCUUCAACUGUGAGUAGGGAUUGCAGUGCCUUCACUUUGAGCACUGCUGCUUUUACACCUCUCAUGGGGUAUAAUUAAAAAAAAUAAAUGGAGAAUCCAUUUUUUAGAACAACCUUGGUGAUCUGAAGGUGUUGGCAUAAUAAAUUGGCCCACAAGAGAAUCUCCCACUUUGCCAUUUCUUGAUCACCCUCUUUUUAGACACGGAGACAAGUUUACUCAACAAGAGGGGUGAGUACCUAGAGAACAAGGGAUUUGGUGGAAAAACCAACACAUAAAACAAACAGAUAUUUGAUCCAUCCAUGUACAUUGCUUCGACAUGUCUUGCGAGAUCACAUUGCCUGCACAUAACUACUGCAGUUUGUGUAGAUCCAUACUCUAGUUGGAUCAUCUUUCUGUUGUGAUUUCUGAGAAGUAAUUAAGUUUGGUUCCGCAAGGGAUUGGCUUUUUGCUUGUGUUGCAAGGGGGGGGGGCAGCAGACAGGAGAAAGAGGCACAUCAGGUUCGGAAAGGAGGGCUGUUUCUCUACUGUUUCCUAGUAAUAUUUAGGAGCGCCAGCUCUCUGUGCUGUGCAAGAGAAGCCUAGGGCUAUAUAGCAGGAGGGAGUGUGUCUUUUCACAGUUGUGCAGGUCAACAAGCCACCUGUAAGCCUGAAUUUCCUCCCAUUUUUCAACUGCACCCCACCAGCACUGCCACAGGUUUCCAUGACUCCUUCUUUUUCAGGGUCUGAUUCUGUGAGUGUGUGAUGGCCAAAAAAAAAAGUACGAGUCAGAUCAACAGGACAUCUUUUUGAAAAAGCUGUGACCUGCACGCUCCUGCUCAUAUUUAUUUGCACAUAAAAGUUAAGGGACCCCUGGAUGGUUGUUGUUGUUGUUUAGUCGUUUAGUCGUGUCCGCCUCUUCGUGACCCCAUGGACCAGAGCACGCCAGGCACUCCUGUCUUCCACUGCCUCCCGCAGUUUGGUCAAACUCAUGCUGGUAGCUUCCAGAACACUGUCCAACCAUCUCGUCCUCUGUCGUCCCUUCUCCUUGUGCCCUCCAUCUUUCCCAACAUCAGGGUCUUUUCCAGGGAGUCUUCUCUUCUCAUGAGGUGGCCAAAGUAUUGGAGCCUCAGCUUCAUGAUCUGUCCUUCCAGUGAGCACUCAGGGCUGAUUUCCUUCAGAAUGGAGAGGUUUGAUCUUCUUGCAGUCCAUGGGACUCUCAAGAGUCUCCUCCAGCACCAUAAUUCAAAAGCAUCAAUUCUUCGGCGAUCAGCCUUCUUGAUGGUCCAGCUCUCACUUCCAUACAUCACUACCUGGACGGUCAAGUCCAGUCAAAGGUGACUCUGGGGUUGCAGCGCUCAUCUUGCUUUCAGGCCGAGAGAGCCAGCGUUUUGUCCACAGACAGCUUUCUGGGUCAUGCGGCCAAGCAAGACUAAACUGCAACGGGACGCUGUGACGGAAACCAGAGCGCACGGAAACACCAUUUACCUUCCCACCACAGCGGUACCUAUUUAUCUACUUGCACUGGCGUGCUUUUGAACUGCUAGGCUGGCAGGAGCUGGGAAAGAGCAACAAGAGCUCACCCCAUCACGGGGAUUCGAACUGCUGACCUUCCGAUCAGCAAGCCCAAGAGGCUCAGUGGUUUAGACCACAGUGCCACCACUGCCCCAUCCCUGGGCACCAUGUUAUCCAAGCAAUCUGCCUCUUCCCAGUGUCUGUUUGCAAGUGCAGCAUCCCAACAGCUUUCAUUUGUCGUUAUAACGUGGGUGGAAUAGAUUGGGGAAGGAGGGCCUGUGCCACAGUUGCAAGUUUCUUGCAGAUGGACAAAAAGAUUUUUGCACAGGCAUUCACAGAGGAUGGUUUUCACAUGAUGUGGAUAUUUGAUUUCGAUUACCCUGUUUCAGGGUGCCACAUGAUGAACAUGCAUUUAAAACCAUUCAUCAGCACCUGCAGAUGAAUUGGGGAACUAGUAAUUGCAAAGAAGGAACUAGGUUCAGCCUCGUCAAAGGCAGCUGGUUCUGAAGGCAUGUGUUGUUCUCUUUCUCUCAUCCUUUCUGUUCCUCUAUAGCUGGGACGGGGGAAAAACCCUAGACCUCCAGCCAUUGUGGAACUUGGCUGACGGGAGUUACGACUCCUAUCCUUACAUCAUGACUCCUUUAUGGAGCAACUGCUGAAGAAACCAGGCUUCUCUUGCAAACCCAAUCAGAUUUCUGAAGCCAAGCGAUUGGGGUGUCCCAGCGUGAUGAGUAUGAAGCUUGGCUGGUCUGGAUUGGCUACUCCAGAUUGAAGUGCGUAUUUCUCCCAAGCCGCUGUUGCUCAAACCUUCGGUCUUGCAUUGUGCACACUGUAGAUACCAGCUGUCCUCAGGUUUUGCAAAGUACCGUAUUUUUCGCCUUAUAGGGCGCACCGGCCCAUAGGGCACACCUAGUUUUUUUUGGGGGGGGGAAUAAAGAAAAAAAAUUAUUCCCCCCCCAGGGUUUCGGGCUGCAGGCUGCGGGCUCCCAAGGCUUGCAGACAUCUGCCCGAAGCCUGGGGUGCGCUGCCUCGGGUUCUGCGGCUCCCGCUCCCUGCGCGGCUUCUUCAGCGGGGAGCUCCCGGACGGCGCACCCUUGCCUUGUUGCGCAGCGCUUCCUGGGGCAGCAGGGUGGAGAGGGAGCCUCGGCCGGCUGCUUGCCAGUAUCCCCUGUUGAAGAAGAGCAGCUGCAGCAGCGCUGCAGCAGCCAAUUAGCUUCCCAAUCCGCGGCGAGAUUCCACAGCGACAGAGGGGCGGCGCUGCGAGCCGCUCGCUGCUCAAAGCGAAUGCAAGCGGGAGCAAAACACACUGUCCACGCAAAACACACUGCACAUCUCCGUCGAAGGAGCAGUUGCUCAGCGCGCCCCUGGCUUCGGGAUGCAGGCUGCUAUCCGCAAGCCUUGGGAGCCCGGCGGGAACUCCCGCCGGGCUUGCAAGGCUUGUGGAGAGCUUCCUGAAGCCUGGAAAGCGAGAGGGGUCGGUGCGCACCGACCCCUCUCACUCUCCAGGCUUCAGCGAAAGCCUGCAUUCGCCCCAUAGAACGCACACACAUUUCCCCUUCAUUUUUGGAGGGGAAAAAGUACGUCCUAUAGGGCGAAAAAUACGGUACCUUAAUUGCCCCUUUGGCUAAUUGACUCCUCCUGCUAGCAAGCUGAUCUGAAAAAUCUUUAGAUCUGUAAAUCGCAGACUUAACACCUAAUUCUACAGUUCCUAAACUACUGGUUCUGGAGAUAGGAAUGGUCUUCCUGCUUAAUUGCGGUCAACUCCUUUUUGAGGGUAAACGAACCUCUGAGUAGGCAUCAGGUGAGUUGGAGGAUAGAGGUAGGAAUUGUGAUUUUGUAUUCCUGGGGGCUAAGUUCAUUUUAUAGGCUGGAAAGGGUAGACGUUGAGUUUGGAAGUGGAGUGCAGAGCGGGCUUAAGUUCAGGUGAAACCCAUGUCAAUUCAGACGCUGUGCUUUCUAACUCAAAAGUUAGCGCCUUGAUCUCUCUCUAGCGCAUGCAUUUUAUGGAAUCUGCUUGUUCUGCCUCCUUUGCUUCCUCCCUGAAAGUUUCGUUUCAUGAAAGUUUCAUUUCAACUCUCUCUCUCUGUAUGUGUGUGUGUGUGUGUGUGAGAGUCAGUCAGUCAGUCAGUCUCAGAAGCUGCAGACUGAAAGUUUCCAUUUCGGUUGCAGGGACACAUAAAUUUCAGUUCCUGAUUGUGGCUGCCAAUUUGGCUCUAUUUUGGACUUCUGUGGCCAUAAAGAGUUAAGAAACAAAGGCAGCAGCAGACCCACCUGCUCACCCACCCUCAAACCCCCUAACCUGGCCAGCGACCUCUUUACAAGAGGCACUUGCUUCAGGCAGGCAGAGCCUUUCUAAAACUCAGUAUGGCAAGCUAUUGCAUAUUAUGUCAUAGAAUUCUGAAGUUUGGAAGGGACCCCAAGGUUCAUCUAGUCUAACCCCCUGCAGUCAUGCUACCUUUCAGCCAAGGAUCCCCUCAAAGUUGGACUGCAAAUACAGAAUUCAAAAAAUGCCGUAAUAUACAAAGUUUUUUAUUUUGUUUUUAAAUUAAAACAGCAACAUAGCAAUGCUUUUUUCUGAAGAGGGACUGGGGACGGGAUUCAUAUUUUCUGAUGCUAGGCCUGGUGGUAGUUGUGGCUACUGGUCUAGCCCAAUGUAUUUUGCUGCCUGAGGUGAAGGGUAAGCAGACAUCCCCAUGCCCUGCGCCAUUCCAGUGUGGCGUAGUGGUCAGACUGUUGGACUCAGGCCUGGGAGACCAGGGUUCAAAUCCGCACUCGGCCAUGAAGCUCAUCGGGUGACCUUGGGCCAGUCCCUCUUUCUUAGCCAACCUACCUCUCAGGGUUGUUGUGACGGUAAAGUGGGGAGACCAAGUAGGCCACCUUGAGCUCCUUGGUGGGAUAAGGUAAAGGGACCCCUGACCGUUAGGUCCAGUCGUGGCUGACUCGGGGGUUGCGGCGCUCAUCUGGCUUUAUUGGCUGAGGGAGCCGGCGUACAGCUUGCGGGUCAUGUGGCCAGCAUGACUAAGCUGCUUCUGGUGAACCAGAGCAGCGCACGGAAACGCCGUUUACCUUCCCGUCAGAGCGGUACCUAUUUAUCUACUUGCACUUUGACGUGCUUUCGAACUGCUAGGUUGGCAGGAGCAGGGACCGAGCAAUGGGAGCUCACCCUGUCACGGGGAUUCGAACCGCCGACCUUCUGAUCGGCAAGUCCUAGGCUCUGUGGUUUAACCCACAGCGCCACCCGCGUCCCUUCCUUGGUGGGAUAUAAAUGUAAUAAAUUUAAUCUGUGUGCAGUAGGUAGCUGGACUGGUAGUUACCUCAACACUGGACUGGAGCAAAAUCCUGCUUCUCACCUGAGGGCACUUGGCUAGCACAGGGAGGUACAGCGUUGGCCAUGGGUACACACAGCUCUGUACUCCUAACCAGGGUGGAUCUGAUUUAAAUCAAAUAGAUUUGAAUCACAAUUUAAUGCACUAGUCGGUAAGCCUUGAUUUAAAUCAUCUUUUUACAGAAGGAGUCAUUCUUGCUGGUAUAAUCUUAAUAUUUACAACCAGUUAAAGGUUUCAUUUAUGAAUAAUAAAUUUUCAAAGUAGUUUUUACAGUUAUAUCAAAAGUUGCUCAUUUAGUUAUACUAUUAGAAAUACAUAGAUAAUUAUGAAAUUAUUGUGAGGUUUAAUAAGUUAAGUGUUUAUAUUUGGACAACUUUUCUGCUGUACUUUAUUGGAAGGAGAAAAAUAAUAAUUUCCUUAAUAACAAUUUAUUUAACUAAAACAAUAACAUUAUAGCAUAUGUGUCCAUGUUUGUUAACUGAUGUGGUUAAACAAUUUUUUAAAAAUUAGACUGAGUUUUAGCACAUAAAAACUUAAAACAAAUCCUUAUUUCCUGAUGAAUAGCCUUUGGACUAUAAUGUAACUUAAAUAGAAAACUAUCUUUAGAAAGGUUUUUCCUCCAAAAGCAUUUUAUUUUUAAAAAAUCAUUGAUUUUUUUAUCCACCCUGCACCCUGCCCCUCAGCAUCUGCUGUCUGAGGUCAUCACCUCAUUCUGCCUAAUGGUAGGGUUGGUCUUGCUUGCUUUGAAGACUUCUUGGGCAGCGGUGGGAGCUCAGUGACAACCGCCCAGGCCUUUCCUUCCAGCCUGCAGCCGGCAACUCUAUGGCCCAAUGCAGCGUUGACUAGAACUUCCCUUUACCGGCUCUGUUCACACCCAGAGCUUGCUCACAUGAUGUUGUACAAAAUGCCUGAGUCACACGAGGGUCAGUUAAGUCAGCUGAUGACCCAGCUGAGUCAUGUGAUACUCCAGUAGGUCAGAGUUCUGGGUCAUGAUUUUGAUGCACAUGUUCUCAUUUAUGCUUGGGUUUGCUUCUUGGCAUUUUUAAAUUAUUAUUAUUGUUAAUUAAAUUUGUCAGUGACCUUAUCUUGCCCAGGCAACCCAGAUAUCAUGGACUUCCCCCAGGGGAAGAAGGCUCAGAGUGGUGGAAUGACCAUGAGUGGUAAGAAGGAGAAGACUGGGAGGAGGUGGUGUUGGAAGCUGAAGAGACAACAGGGUUUAGGACACGGGGGGAGUCUGUGGCAGAGAGAGGUCCAGACUUGGAGCAGAAGCUGAAGCAAUGGAGGGCAAGAGGCAGAGAUAAGUCAGGCUGGUGAGAAAGCUGGGCUGUUGUUGUUGUCAUCCCCCUUCCUGCUGGGACCACCUCCCCUCCUCCCUGGUCUCCCAGGACCAGAAGAGGUAUGAAGAGGGAGAAGCAAGGACAUGCAAGAUGAAGGAGCCUCCGAUUGCUUGGAUCCAGGGGAGGUGGAGACUUAGGCAACAGUGGGAAGGCAGAGGGACUUUCAGACUCCCCACAACUGCCUCACAGGGGCAAGAUAUACCAGGAUGAGUCACUGUGCCCACUAGGCCUGGCCUCCUGAGUCCACCUUGUUUCCUUGAAUAAAGAGUUAACGUCACUGAUGCCGUGUGAUUUAUUGCCGACCUGCUUUCUCACCAAAACAACCUACAACCAAACAGACAGUAAUCCCCCAUAGAUACAUUAAAACCAAGAGGAAAGAGGAAUACAUUAGAAACAUCCCACCCACUUCUAAACAGCCACAGAUAGUUAAAGGCCAAAGGCCUGGUUAUAUUUCGCAGUGGGUUGUUGUUUAGUCGUUUAGUCGUGUCCGACUCUUCGUGACCACCUGGACCAGAGCACGCCAGGCAUUCCUGUCUUCCACUGCCCCCCGCAGUUUGGUCAAACUCAUGCUGGUAGCUUCCAGAACACUAUCCAACCAUCUCGUCCUCUGUCGUCCCCUUCUCCUUGUGCCCUCCAUCUUUCCCAACAUCAGGGUCUUUUCCAGGGAGUCUUCUCUUCUUGUGAGGUGGCCAAAGUAUUGGAGCCUCAGCUUCAUGAUCUGUCCUUCCAGUGAGCACUCAGGGCUGAUUUCCUUCAGAAUGGAUAGGUUUGAUCUUCUUGCAGUCCAUGGGCUUCUCAAGAGUCUCCUCCAGCACCAUAAUUCAAAAGCAUCAAUUCUUUGGCUAUCAGCCUUCUUUAUGGUCCAGCUCUCACUUCCAUACGUCACUACUGGGAAAACCAUAGCUUUAACUAUACGGACAUUUGUUGGUAAGGUGAUGUUUCUGCUUUUUAAGAUGCUGUCUAGGUUUGUCAUUGCUUUUCUCCCAAGAAGCAGGCAUCUUUUAAUUUCAUGACUGCUGGAAGACAUUGACUUGCCGGUAAUUAAUCAACACCUGUCCUUUUCUCCAUCUUUCUCUUUUCAGGUUCUUGGCGAAGAUGCGGUGGGUACAGCUGUUUGUAUGCCUGGUGCUCGGAGGGUCAGCUUAUUCUCUGCAGUGCCCCGAUGGCCAUAGCUGUAAGGGAUCCUCCGUUUGUUGCAAGCUCUCUGGAGAAGAUGGAUAUUCCUGCUGUGACCAGCCUCAGGUGAGAACCAGAUUUGCACCUUCCACAAGUAGGUGAAAAGCCAAGUCUUUGUCCCUCUCCCAACUUCGUAAAGGCAGAGUUGUUUUCCCCCCCUUCUAUGAAAUGCACCCUUUUUAAACAAUGGUUUAUUUAAAGUACUUCUGGACAUCAAAAAGAUUCCAGAAUGGUGCACAAAUGUUUGUAUAAUGCAUAAAUACAAUUAAAACACAGGAAGGAAGCAUAAAAUAGCCGCAACAGGAAAAACAAAUACUCCCAAAGCUUAUAUUUUUAAUAGAAAUAAAAUCCUCACCCCACAUAUGAGCAGGAAUGAGCUUGCUAAGCUCUACCCUCCCGUUUCACUAUUUCCCUCUCCCUCUCCAUGAGUUGAAGACAGGGUUCGAAAUUAGCAGGGCGCCAGGCUCAUUUUGCACCUAAAGAUUCUUCAUUUGCAAACACCUCAAAAAGUCUGGGUGCCCUUUUUUGCGCCUGGCUGGCACUCAAGGAUUACUGAAAUGUAUCUGUUUUGAAGCCUUGAAGUAAAUGUUAAGGAUAGACAGUAUGUUGAGGAGUUUAACAGUAAAGAGUAGAGUGUUUUGAAAACUGAACUAUGUUACCAAUAUUGUAAACACCAGAUUAAACAUGUAUUAACAAUUUCUGAUAAAAAAGUGCUAUUAACAAUGUCUCUCUUAUGUGAACUAUUAGUUCAAGCUUAUCAGAAUAAUAAAUAAUAAUCCUGGUCUGAGACCGUAAUAAAGUUCAUUCAUGCCAAUAAAAAGUGUUGCCGACAGCCCCCCUCCCCCAAGUAGACAUUCUGUUUUGGCGCCUAUAACCUGGGCCCCAGGAGCCGUUUGGCUCCUAGCUUUUCUGUAUCAGUUUCUAACACUGGCUGGAGCUCAAAGUCCACAAGUAAAAUGGCUCCCUGCCACUUACUUGGCAGUGGAACUGAGAGCUUGCUGUUCCGGCUCACCCCACCUGUCUGUGGCACAUGCGCACCAAUAGCACACCUGAAUAGGAUCAGAAUAGAACAGUGUUCCACCAGUCCACACAACCCUGAACCUCUAUGUACACCUGUGCAUAUAUAUAUCCAUAGUUAACUCCCUCCCCCUGGCCCCCAUGAGGUAGUAAUGACCACCACCAGCCUGGGUGGAUUUACAAGAAGAUUAGACAAAUUCAUGGAGGGUAGGGCUGUUGGCAGUGUUAGAAACUCAGAUAUAAUCUAGGCACCAAAUGGCUCCUUAAACCAAGGCCGCAGACGCCAAAACGGAAUGUCCAGUUGCCACUUUGGGGCUCUAAAGUCUCAUUUUUUCAAACAAUGAACUGAUUGAUUCUCAGUUAAACAUCUGGCUAGUUCAGAUGACAACCUUGAGCUUAGGUUAAGAACUUUGAGAACUUAAAGAAGAAAAGUCACUUGAUCCCAGGGGACAGUUCUCAUGUAUAUUGGCCUCUUCCAACUAGACGUUCCGAUUUGGUGACCGCAACCUUCGUUUAAGGAGCCAUUUGGCGCCAAGCUCAUAUAUCGGUUUCUAACAUGGAGUAGAACCCUAGAAUCAUGGGAUCGUAGAGUUGGAAGGGACCUCAAUAGUUAUCUGGUCCAGCCCCCUGCAAUGCAGGAAUCUUUUGCCCCACGUGGGGCUCAAACCCACAACCCUGAGAUUAAGAGUCUCACAUCCUACUGACUGAGCUACGUGACACCUCUCCGCCCCCCCAGCUCUGUAUCAGCUGUUUCUUCCAGGGAGGUCUUGGGUCUGUGUGAGUAUCUGCACGGGGCCAGUUCUGCUCCCCACUUUCCCACUUCUUCUUUCUGUUUUCAGUUCACAGCUGCCUCCCUGCGCAUGUUCCCUCCGCAAGACAACUCUCUCCACCAGGUGGCGGAGCCCUCUGGUGUCACGUGCUUAGACGGCCGUGUGUGCCCGGCAGAAUACUCCUGCCUGCGUACUCCGGACGAUGACUUGGCCUGCUGCCCCUGGAAAGAGGUGAGACACAGAAGAGAACAGGGGAGGGUGUUCCUGCAAGGUGCAGGUAUUCCUCCAGGACUGUUUUGGGAUAGCCGAAAGGGACAGUUUCAGCCUCCGUGUCCCACACCUUGUAGUCUCAGCCUGCCUCCUUCCCUUUUGUGCUCUGUGCUGAAAUAAAUCUCAGAACAGAUGUUCUAACACGUAAUAGAUCUCUGUUUCCAUUUGGACCCUGCUCCUAACUGGGUGAUUAAAAAGGAGAAGAAACAUGAUUUUCGUAUUGAGCAUCUCAGGAAGGUCUCUGCCAGAGUUUGUGGGAAGGGUGCUUUUUAGUUGUGAAGGAAGCAGAAACCUCUGUGGAAUAUUUUCCUAUCCCCAGCCACGACUGCAAGAUUUUUCAGUCAAUCUCUCCUUUGAGUAGGUGAGCCACCAACCUUCUGAAUCAACCUUGUGAUCUUCGCUUAACCUGAGUACUGUGGAGCACUGAGCACAGAAGGAGGGGAUGGGAACUGACUGUAGUCCUGGAAAGGGAUGGAAGGAAAGCAUCCCAUUGAGUGCCUGCAGCCAGCUACACGGCUGCCAUGCCUUCCUGUCUAGUUCAUGGGCAGACUUGAGUCCCCAACACCUCUGCCUAGAAAAUACUCGUCCUGCUGUGGUCCAGGCAAAGGCAGGUUCCUUCUGAGCCUGAAAUCACCACCCCCAUCUCUUGUGCUGAAUGUCUUUUCCCCUGACAUUCGUUUCCUCUCCAUAGCUGUCAACCGUCCCUUAUUUGGCGGGAAACUCCCUUAUCCCAGCGCCAUGUCCUGCUGCUGUCCCUUAUUGAUGAUGUCCCUUAAAUUUCCCGGGUUUCAAAGGAAGCAGCUCCUCUCCCUCCCUCCCUGCCGGCCAGGGAGGAGGGAGGCUCCAACUGUGUUGCUUAGCUGCCCGGCCCGCCCCCCUCUGGGCUCCUCUCACCAGCCUCGGCCCCCGGGAGCCCCUCCCUGCCGGGACUGGCAGGAGCCUUGGGCCCUUCUGCUGCCAUCCUCCUCGCGGCCGCCGAACUGAGCGUCUCUGCCUGGGGUAGCAUCUUUGUAGCUUGGACUUCGUUUUGCGCGAGAAGUGGUUGCUGCUUGUAGUUAUUUAAUUGCAGUGUUUCAUCAGCUUGAGCAGCAACCUCUGGAAAUGAAGGGCUAAAAACCAGCGCUGCUCUCCGAAAUUAUCUGGUCCCUUUUAACUUUGUAUUUCAGCUGGUUGACUAAAAUCCCUUAUUUUGGCUGCUGAUCCCUUAUUUUCGAGGCUGCUGGUCCCUUAUUUUCAAAUCUGUAAGUUGACAGCUAUGCUCCUCUCUUACAGGGCAUCUCCUGUGCUGGCGGUCACUAUUGCUGCCCUCUUGGCUCCCGCUGCAGUCGUGACGGGAAAUCCUGCUCUAAGAGUGAAGGUACCUUGGGGCAGGGUGAUGGAAAGGAGAGAGGGGUGGUCACAGCCGGACCAAUGAACUGCGAAACCUGGCAAGAAGAAUUAUCUAACUAUCCCAGUGGCUUCCUCUGAAUGCCAGGCUUUUCGAAAAUCGUCUAGAACUUACUUUUAACAUGGAUUUUCUCUUGCUUUUGGCUUCUAGUUCCAACCUUCCCUGCCAGAGUCAGUGCUGUUCAGUGUCCAGAUGGGGAAUCGGAAUGCCCAAACGAGUCUACUUGUUGUAUGAUGCCCGAUGGAGUCUGGGGGUGUUGCCCGAUGCCUGAGGUAUGGGGGCCCGGCAGAUGGAAUUGUAGAGUUGGAAGGGACCCCCAAAGGUCAUCUGUUCCAACCCCCUGCAAUGCAGGAAUCUCAGCUCAACACACACCAGAAUUGCCUCGUUACGUAAAACAUGUUCAGAACACCACAACACACAUGUAACUGGCUGUAAAGCAACAUACAUUACAUAUAAUAAAACUGUAAUCGUCAUGUCAAAAAAUUGCAAAGCACAGUUCCUGGUGGCAAUAACAUAUCAUAUCACUGUUAACCUUCUAUAUGUUUUUAUUGUCAUAAAGUCCAAGGAUAGUCAAGUCCAAAGAUUAUCAAGUCCAACGAUUACAUGAUUACAAUGUACAGUUCCUGUUGGCAAUGCCAUUUCAUACUGAUAUCUUCCUUCUGCAUCACUAGCCUAUAAAAAUCAGUGCCAAAGAAGCUUAAUUCUGCAGUCUAUAAAUGAUACAAGCAUCUUUCAUUUGCAUAAUUUGUCCUUUUGUGGGUAUAUAUAUAUAUAUAUAUAUAUACUUCACUUGUUAGCACUUUGUAUCAUUUUUAUUUUCUCCUAAUUGCAAGCCACAUUGAAGGCCUAGCACCCCACUCAGCCACCUUUCUUCCUUCUGAGAUUUUAACAUGUUUCUUGUGCGCUUUCAACCAUAUAUGUACAGCCCAAGACUAGAAACUUGGUUUUAAAGUGAAGAGAGAUCUGGAUUCCCCACCCAGUGUUCCGUUCUGUGCUUUCCCUGCAGAUGCUUCUGCAACUCACAAAACACUUAGUGUAAGCAAAAGCUGCAGAGAACAGUGGGGUUUUUUUCUAAAGUUAAGGUAUUAAUUGAUUUGAUGUCUAGUCUUUGGGUGACUAACAAUCUGAAAACAUGUCAUAAAUUAUUAAAUCUUUAGCUUGCCUUUUUCCUGACCGAACUAUAGUGGUCAAGAUCAGAGGCGGAUGGACUUCAGGCUCCCACGAUCUGCUUUGCUAUUGAUUAGAACCCAAAGAUCUGCCAGCCAGAACCAGACACAAAAGGCCAGCACUUAACAAUUAAAUAAUUCUGAGCCCAUGAAUGUGAGUAGCUGAACCGAACUGAGUCCCAGUCCUUCCACACACACAAAAUUCAGUGGUGGCUGGUGCAUGUUUGGGACUGGUAGGGCAGGAGACAAGGAGCCCAACAGCAGGUGGCGCCAGAGCCAACGCCAAGAGAAGCCAACUCAGUCUCCUUCAGUCACCAUCUUGCUCUCUGGCGAGUUCCGCAAGGCAGCAUUGGGACUGAGGAGGAGAAAGCAGAUAAACCAGAGCUGCCCUCUGGAAGAGUGAGGUUGGUGGGGCAGUGCCCCUUCUACCCUAAUGGGGCACCCUCCACAGAAUACAAUCCUCGUCACCUGCCCGAACUUCCUGCACUUCAGCAGUUGUACUGGGAGUGUAGUUUGGUUGCUGCUGUUAUUAAACAACUGAGAAUAGGAAAUCCUUGUUGAUCUUCCAAGUUGCCCCAAGAUCUGCCUUUGGAUCCCUCACUGCCUUGGGUCUGACUUGGUUUUAAGUUCAUGUAUUGAACAGGAGGUUGUGGAGCAACUUCUGGGUCACACCUUCUACCGUUGAUACCAAGAGUGUCUGUGCGGCUUGAAUCACUGAAGAUUCCCAGAGGGGAGAGUGGGUGUUACAGGGUAGCAAGACCCAUUGGCUAGCUGGGGGGGUGGAGAGGAGUCUGUGCAAUGCAGCAAGAGAGCAGGUGCACUAUAGAACGGCUCCAGGUCAUGCAAAAAGAAACUUGAAAAGAACCAGGGGGCAAAUUCGUGAGAGAAUGCAAAAAGCAGAAAUGGGUUCUCCAAAGUCCACAUCUGUGAUAGUUUCAUUAUAGCUGAAUGCAUUAUUAUAGCAGGAUGUGUUUCAGAACCGAAGCUCCUCCUUAAGUAAUUAUGCUGGGAUGCAGCUUGACACCUCUUAAAAAACCUAACUAAAUAUUUUUUUAAAAAAGACUCAAGAGAAAGCCAUUACGAACACAACAUCUCAAAGACACAAGUGCUCUUGAACUUUCUGAAGCCAUUGGCAAAAGAGUCUGUGUAAUAUAGCUGCUAACAAGCUUGAGGUGGUGCUUCUUGAAGGAAAAAUAAUGUGUUUGCUGAUGUACUUGUGAGCAGGUAACUUAGAAAUAGGGCCAGGUAAUUGAGGUGUGCAUGUGUGAAGCAAGCAGCAAAUCAAAUCAGGCAGGGAUGGGAAACCUGUGGCUGUUAUCCGUGGUCAUUGGACUACACCUCCCAUCAUCCAUGCUAGACUAGAAACUUGUUUGGGUAUAAAAGGCAAUAAUAAAAGCACAAUCUUUGGGAUACAUGAUCAGGGUGGCUUACAAUUAAAUAUUGAAAGUACCGUGAACCCAUAAGCUAAGAAAAGCAAAUAUAUAACAGCAACAUGAAAAUUAAAAAAAACAACAACCAGUUGAAAUAAUGGAUUUUGGGCUUACUGUCACAUUCCUCUCCUCUUUCUCCCCCAAGGCAUUGUGCUGUGAAGACAAGAUCCAUUGCUGCCCACACAACACAACUUGCGACCUGCCACACGCGCGGUGCUUUGCAGCCUCCGGGGAGCACCCUCUUCAGAAGAAGUUCCCAGCAAGCAGGCGAGCGGUUCUGUUGGGUACGGAACGGGGCGUGAAGGAUGGGGUGGACCUGGAGUCGCUGCCCAUUCAGUGCAGCAGUUCUUCAUUCCCCCGACAAGGCAGCGCAUCCGACCCCCUUAAAUUCCUGUCUCUGAACUUCCUCUGCAGAUUCACCUCGGAACAGUCUCUGCCCAGGUAAUCAGUCCAGCUGCCCGGAUACAGACACCUGCUGCAUUCUCCCGACAGGCCAAUAUGGCUGCUGCCACCUACCCAAUGUAAGUAUCAAAUUCAGAAAGACAACUGGAUGGGAUUGUGUGGGUUCCGUGGAAGGGGCCAGUGUUGCUAGGCCUGCAGCUCUUGCUAAAUUCAAAUUGUGGCAGCUCUUCUUUUGACCAACAUACAGUGGAACCUUGGUUCUUGAACUCAAUCCGUUCCGGAAGUACGUUCAACUCCUGAAAUCAUUCAAAAACCAAGGUGUUGUGGAGUCAAUUUGUUCAUCAACUAAGCCAUUCGAGAACCAAAGUUCUACCGUACAUUGGAUUUUGGCUGUGGGGGUGAAGCAAGAAAUCACCUCCCUCUUUCACUUGCCCACUUCCCUGAGGCUUGUACUCCACUCUAGCGCUGGGCGAUGCCUGGUUUUUGACAUCACAAUUUAUCACAAGCUGAACUUUGCGAUAUACCACUAUACAGUGGACACUCGGGUUGCGAAUGUGGUCUGUGUGGGAUGCACGUUCACAAACCGCAUCUGCGCUUGCGCAGAUUGCGAUUCGGCACUUCUGCGCAUGCAUGACUGCCAAAACCCGGAAGUAACCCAUUCCAGUACUUCUAGGUUUCAGCGGUCCGCAACCUGAAAAAACACAACCUGAAGUGGCUGUAACCCGAGGUAUGACUGUAUCACAAUGUCUGAAAUAAGGACAGAGCAUUGUAGAGGCAUUGGCUGGCUUCACGGUUUCCCCCACAUUGUGACUUUUGCACAGAGCACACACACACACACCCAGCCACACACACACACACACACACACACACACACACACACACACAUCGUGAUUCGCGAUACAUUUCCAGGUCAAAAAUUAUGAAACCAGUAUCAUGAUAUGGACUUCAAACUGAUUUUGGACAAUAUAUUGCCCAGUCUUACUCCAUUCCCAGCAACACAGAUCCACCAAUGCAGCUUCUUCUGAGGACUUUGACACGCGCCUCCCCCCCCACUUGAUUCAUUUUGGGGGAGCUUUGGGGUGUCUGUUUUCUCUUUUCUAUGAAGCCUCGCUACAAAUUAGCUCUUGUCCGCUGGGCUUGCUGCCUGUACCAGCAAGAUAUGGAAAAGAUGCAGCCCUCAAACCAGAAGAAUGGGUUGCAAUGUUUGGCAUGAACUGGUGCCCUCCAGCCCACCCUACGUCCCAAGCUUAGGCAGAUGCAGGCAGUGCUGUUUUUGAUCCAAUGCCCACAACCUUUCCUUGACUCCUGCCAGGCUGUCUGCUGCAGGGACCACCUUCACUGCUGCCCACAGGGCACCACGUGCGACCUGGAGCACUCGCGAUGCACUAUGACCCCGCAGAGGUCAUGGCCCAUCUUGCACCUCGCUGCGGACCUCCGCCAAACAGGUGAGGCAGGACUCGGUGUGUGUGUGUGGGGGAUGUUCUGCAAAGCAACAAGGGAGGUGUGCCGAGAGGGAGAUGAAAAUCGGUGCCUGGGCACGUUACGUCGAACGAGGAUAGCUAGCGUCGUGGUGUCAGAAGUGGUUGGGAGGUGUAGGUCAGCUGCUUCAGGAAGGCUCUAGGUUGGCUGCCCAGGAUGUAGACUUUGGGAGAGGGGCUGCUGCUUAUUGGAGGAGCAUCUGCCUUGCAAGCAGAAGGUACCACGUUCAUUUUCUGGCAUCUCCUGCAAGACGGGCCUUUACACUCGCCAGAAGCUCAGCCCUUCCCUCGCCGGUCCUGGAAGGAGCCUUUAAAAAAAGUCCCAUACACUGAGACUUUGUGCCUCUUCAUUGGGGGAGAUAGGAAGCCCAGAGCACUUGUUCUUUAGAUGCCCCUUUUAUGAAGAGGCACACAGUUAAGACCAUUGAUCCCCUACUGGUGAGGCUCGCUGACCUCUCGGAAAAGCAAAAAUUCGACCUAUUCCUGUUAGGCAAAGAUCAGAAGACGACCCGGAUGGUCGCCACAUUCUGUGUACAGAUCUGUAGGCACAGACCAUCUCCCAACGCAAACUAGUUCGUUAAGAAAAUCCCCAAACUCGGUUCUAUGGGUGACUCUGGGUCAGCUCGCUGCGGUGGUUUAUUGUUGUACGUUGUUUUUAAAUUUAUUGUUGUACAUUGUUUCAAUUGUUUGUUUUCCUUCUGUGACUGUACCCCCGUGUGUGUUUUAUAAGCUGGUCUCUGACCGUAAUAAAUUAUUUAUCUGUCUGUCUAUCUGGCAUCCCCAGGUUAGGGCUGGGAGAGAUCUGUGCCUGAAACAGUGGCGAGACACUCCCAGUCGGUGUAGACAGUCCUUAGCUAGAUGGGCCAAUGCUCUACCGUGGUAUAAUGCAGCUUCCUCUGCUCCUAAGGGAGUGAGACCAAAACUUGAUACUCCUCACCCCUCAUGCUGCCUUCCCCAUACCAGCUAAGCAACACACCAGGCUUUGGGAAGGAGGUGCAAGGCUCUGGCAGAGUCCUAGAGCCCUCCCACCUCCUUCCUAAAGCUAGGAAAGCACUACUAGGCUUUGGAAAGGAGGCAGGACGCUAUGACUCUGCCGGAACACCAUACCUUCUUCCCAAAGCCCAGCACCUCACUUACCUGGCCUUGGCAAGACAGUGGGGGGGGUGGUUUCAGGGGGUAGUCAGAUGUUGCCAAGGGCCGCCCAAAACAGCCUUGAGGUAGGGCGUUCUUGGUUCCCAUUCCGAUGUGCCUGCCUCCCCUUCCUGUAGUCGGUGUUGUCCAGUGCGACGAUGAGCACACCUGCCCAGAUGGGAACACCUGCUGUCUGCGAAGCCCAGGCGAAUGGGGGUGCUGUCCAUUGGAGGAGGUAAGAGGAGUGAUGGAUGAGGGGACAGGGUGCAGGUGGUCCCAGGCUCAGUAUCUGGCACCUACGGGGUCCCUUCUGAAAUCCCACCAGGCAGUCCUGAACUUGGUGGACCAAGACAUCUUCCUUUCUUCCUUCUGUGGGGCAAGGGUUUUGACUCAUUCAAGUCAGGAAGGGGCCAUAGUGGGGGGACAGGACGAAUCCUAUAGUUUAAGGUUACCAGUUUUUCCCCCAAUGAAUCCGGGGACGCUUUUCAACUUCCUGCUAAAUAGAUGGAUUUUGUCAGGGGACUGAUAUGUAAAUCCAGGGGCUGUCCCCAAGAAACGGGGACGUCUGGUAACCUUACUAUAGUUUUGCCUGUGGAAGGGUACCAGGCCUUGUCCCCGAUACCUGCUGUUAUAACCGUGGUUUCCAAAGGGGGCAUUACUGCCCCCUGGUGUUAGGGGGCACUAAGAGGCAAGGGGGUGGCAGGGGGCGCUGGAGGUGUAAAUGACUAUCAGACUUGGCUGAACCUGAUACCCAGUGACACCAGCUUCUCCAUUUUUGUUGAACUAAUUGAACGAAGUAGUUUUCAUUUUGAACAAAUGUGUAGCAGGUGGUUACUGCUUUCAAUUUUACUGUGUUGCUUACUAUGUUCCUUAGUGAGUAACCGCUGUUCUGAAUAUUUUUAUAUGGCAGGGGUAACUGGGAAUAAUCAUCAUUAUCAUUAUUUUUUAUUAAUUUAUACCCCACCCAUCUGGUUGGGCUUCCCCAGCUACUCUGGGCAGCUUACAGCACAUAAAAAAUUGUGCAACAUUAGACAUUUAAAAUUUCCCUAUACAGGGCUGCCUUCAGAUGUCUUCUAAAAGUCUGGUAGUAGUUGUUCUCUUUGACAUCUGAUGGGAGGGCAUUCCACAGGGCUGGUGCCACUACCGAGAAGGCCCUCUGCCUGGUUCCCUGUAACCUCACUUCUCGCAGUGAGGGAACUACCAGAAGGCCCUCGGAGCUAGAUCUUAGUGUGUGGGCUGAAAAAUGGGGGUGGAGAUGCUCCUUCAGGUAUACUGGGCCGAAGCCAUUCAGGGCUUUAAAGGUCAUUACCAACACUUUUAAAUUGUGCUCAGAAACAUACUGGGAACCACUGAAGAUCCUUUAGGACUAGUUACAGUGGUACCUUGGGUUAAGAACUUAAUUUGUUCUGGAGGUCCGUUCUUAACCUGAAACUGUUCUUAACCUGAAGCAGCACUUUAGCUAAUGGGUCCUUCUGCUCCUGCUGUGCUGCCAGAGCACGAUUUCUGUUCUCAUCCUGAAGCAAAGUUCUUAACCCAAGGUACUAUUUCUGGGUUAGCGGAGUCUGUAACCUGAAGCGUAUGUAAUCCGAGGUACCUCUGUAUAUGGUCCCAGCGACUGCUCCCAGUCACUAGCCUGGCAGCUGCGUUCUGGAUUAGUUGUAGUUUCUGAGUCUCCAGGAGACCCAGGGGAUGGUGGCCUGAAAAUGUUCAGGAACCUCUAUGUUGAAAAGGAUCUCUGCUAGCUGGGCUGGUGGGGUCUUUCUUCCAUGGCUAGGUGGCAGCUCCUUGUGCCCUCUCUGUGUCAACUGCUCCACGAAUGAACCUGAGAACCCUCCAUGUCCUUUUCCAGGCUGUCUGCUGCUCAGACCACAUCCACUGCUGCCCAAAGGGCUACACAUGCAACGUGGCCACGGGGAUCUGCGACAAAGGCGGCAGAAGCAUCCCGUGGUUGGCGAAAGCAGAGCCACGCUCCCUGCCUGUGAGCUCUGCGGGCACGGCAGUGCCGUGCGAUGCCCACACGGAAUGCCCAGAUGGGCACACCUGCUGCCGUCUGUCAUCGGGCGCGUGGGGCUGCUGCCCCUUGCCAGAGGUAAGAGGAGGGUGGGGCAGGUCCCAUCUCUUCCUCCCUGCCCCGAAAAUUGGGGAUUCUGCCUGGGCCGGCUAAAUCAACACUCACUGCCAAAUGCCACAGUGGCCUGUGCGCUCCAAGUGUCUUGGCUGUGGAACGGAAAGGGGGGGAAGUGGGUUCAAGCCUGGCUGUGCUGGGAGUGUGCUCAUGGCCGGAGUUUUGCUGUCUGUAAAAUGGGAACAAGUGGAGCCCAUUUGUGGGGUGAACAGCAGAUUGCAUAAUGCCGUUACCCAGCAAGAAGGUGCAUCUUGACAACUAGAAACCAGUGGCUUUGGCUCAGUGAAAUUCAGUCUCCCCCUCGCCAAUCGCAUGCACACGAAAGCUCAUACCAAUAACAAACUUAGUUGGUCUCUAAGGUGCUACUGGAAGGAAUUUUUUUUAUUUUGUUUUGACUACGGCAGACCAACACGGCUACCUACCUGUAACCUGCCCUAUGGCUUGUGUUGCAGUCAGUGAUAUUUCUAGGCCCCUUCCUUUUCUUGGGCUCCUUUCCCUCUCUGCUUUCCCAAGCCUUUUCAGUGUCGAAGCCCAAAGCGCCUGGAGAAAGAGGAAUUAUGUGGGCAAGUAAAAUAUGGGCUGGCAAGUUUUCAGCCCGGCUCUCUCCCCUGCGUUUCCCAUUUAAAUUGGUUCUCCCACUUUUUGCAGGAUGGCAGCAGCUCCCUAACCUGAUGCAAUCCCAUCUAAUUUGGUUCUGGCUUUGCAUUUGGCAGCUGGGGGUGCCCAGUGAUUUGCCAGAUUAGUAAUAAUUUCAUUACUUUAUCCCGAUGGAACGGGCAGGGACUCUUCUGCCCUUACAUGCCAUCUAGCACUUCCCCUGCACAACUGCUCUGUCCCUGGGGCUUCCAACACAUUUGGAAGAAAAAUGUGAGGUUUCAUUAGCAAUGAAGGAGAAACUCAUCUGGUCAGGGCCCCCCCUCCAGCAUAUACAGUGGUACCUCGGGUUAAGUACUUCGUUCCGGAGAUCCGUUCUUAACCUGAAACUGUUCUUAACCUGAAGCACCACUUUAGCUAAUGGGGCCUCCCGCUGCCGCUGCGCCGCCGGAGCAAGAUUUCUGUUCUCAUCCUGAAGCAAAGUUCUGAACCCGAGGUACUAUUUCUGGGUUAGCGGAGUCUGUAACCUGAAGCGUAUGUAACCUGAAGCAUAUUAACUCGAGGUACUACUGUAAUGUAGUUCCCGCCCCCCAUGCAUUCUUUUGAAAAACCUACAAAAUCAGUCUGUAAUUUGAAGCUGACUAGGAACAGGAGUAGGCUAUUCCAUUGAUUCCCGUAGCAUCGUUGACUUGGGUCUCCAAUCAAAAUCCCAUUGAAGACUUGGUGAGACCAGAGACCCUGUUUACAGUCAGGGAUUGUAAAUCCUGUCCCCGAUUCCUUCCAGGCUCACGAGUUCCUUCCCACCCCACCCACCCCCUCUGCUUCCCCCUCCCCAGGCCAUCUGCUGCAACGACAGCGCCCACUGCUGCCCUGCCAACUACCAGUGCAACUUGUCGGAAGGCACUUGCAUGAAGAACGGAAGCAGCAUCCCUUGGCUGGAGAAGAAGCCGGCCGUCGUUGGCUUCGCCUCUUUGAGCAGGAACGUGAAAUGCAACGACGAGUUCAGCUGCUCAGAUGGGCAGACGUGCUGCACGGCCGGAGCAGUGGGCUGGGCGUGCUGCCCUUUCCCACAGGUACGUCGAGCGGGCGGGUUUAUCCCCAAAAUGUGUGUGUGUGUGUGUCAUGGCGGCAGCGGGUUCCUUACGGGUAAAGAGUGGUUGAUUUGGGGAGCUGCCUAUAGGCCCCUGAGGAAGGGCGAGUCCUCAUCCUUCCUUCCCUUUCCUCUGCAGGCCGUCUGCUGCUCUGACCAAAAGCAUUGCUGCCCUGGGGGCUACACCUGUGAUGUGGAACACGGCUCCUGCGUCCAAAGCGGACAGCCUUCCCGGCAGGUCUCGAUGGCUCUCAUUCAGCCGAGGGAGGUGAAUGACAUCAGGUGUGACGACGAGGCGAGCUGCCCAGACGGGCACACCUGCUGCCGGAUGCCCUCGGGCGAGUGGGGGUGCUGCCCUUUCCCAGAGGUAAGCUGGGGUGGCGGAACAACUUGCUAUCAAGUGUGAAGCUAAAGUGAUGGUGCUGUUCUGUGCAGUUCAAGAAAAACCUAACUUGAACUCUCUUUUUAAACAAAGGGGAAUCCUUCCCCUGCUGUAAUAUGCCUUUGUGGCAGGCAAUGGUUCUCAAAAGAGGAACCUCUUUGGUGGCUCACCUUAUCCCCAUUGGCCAAUCCCUGUGUUUUCUUAAGAUGCUUCCAGCUGGGAAAACAAUUCCUGGGGUUCAGCCCCUGUAGUCAUCGUCUCCUAAAGAGCUGGUGCAGCAUAAGGGACUGAGCUCUGACCCCAGGAAGUCCCAGAUUCAAAUCCUGCUCCUCUUUCUCGGCCUCUUGUGAAUUCACAACAAUGCCCGAGGCCAGUGGUUCUCAGAAUUUUUUUGCCGUUUUGUCUCUGAUCUUUGAUGUUAAAUCUUGCCAGCUCCUAUUCUUGUAUCUCUCUCCUGCCUCCCCUGCAGGCUGUCUGUUGCCCAGACCGUGUCCACUGCUGCCCCAAAGACUACACUUGCGAUCCAGGUGCGAAAACCUGCCAGUCGCCGCAGCACUCUCUACCUUGGGUCCCCAAGCAUCCUGCCGGUGUGACUCAGAACCGUGGCAUCCGGUGCAACGACACAACCAGCUGCGAGGAAGGGCAGACCUGCUGCAGGGAUGUCUCGGGCGGGUGGAGCUGCUGCCAGCUACCCAACGUGAGUGCAGCCGGGGCUUUGCACAAACUUAAUGUGGGUUAAACCACAGAGCCUAGGACUUGCCGAUCAGAAGGUCGGCGGUUCAAAUCCCCGCGACGGGGUGAGCUCCCGUUGCUCGGUCCCUGCUCCUGCCAACCUAGCAGUUCGAAAGCACGUCAAAGUGCAAGUAGAUAAGUAGGUACCGCUCCGGCGGGAAGGUAAACGGUGUUUCUGUGCGCAGCUCUGGUUCGCCAGAAGCAGCUUAAUCAUGCUGGCCACAUGACCCGGAAGCUGUACGCCGGCUCCCUCGGCCAAUAAAGCGAGAUGAGCACCGCAACCCCAGAGUUGGUCACGACUGGACCUAAUGGUCAGGGGUCCCUUUACCUUUACCUUCUGCCCAGGUGCCAGCACAGAACACAGAAGCGAAAGCAUGCCAGGGCACUGGGCGACUGACUGACAUGUGGGAGGCAGCCUUGCACUGUGUGAUGCUGGAAUAGACUCUGAUCUAUUAGGAAAUGGGGCAAGCGGCUUGGACAGAGGCAGUGAGCAGGGCAAAGCACAGAAAAAGAUAGAGCAGGUGUGGGAGGCAGCCUGGAGGGUGCAGGGUGCUGGUCAGAGAAGAAGCAGCUUGGUUUCUUCAGGGUGUUGGGUGCUAUUCCGGCACCCUUUGUGAACUCUGAGGCAUGCGUUAACUAACCUAAAUGCUGUUCUGGGAAAAGAUAGUUCUGGCAGUAAAUACAUAAGUGUUUCACUAGCCAAGGGAGAUGGCCCCAGCCCCCUUGACUCCUGCUCGCCACCCCAGUAACCUGAGAACACGCCCAAGGUUUUCCAAGCCAGUAAGAGCCAGUGUGGUGUAGUGGUUAAGAGCGGUAGUCUCGUAAUCUGGGGAACCGGGUUCGCGUCCCCACUCCUCCACAUGCAGCUGCUGGGUGACCUUGGGCUAGUCACACUUCUCUGAAGUCUCUCAGUCCCACUCACCUCACAGUGUUUGUUGUGGGGGAGGAAGAGAAAGGAGAAUGUUAGCCGCUUUGAGACUCCUUCGGAUAGUGAUAAAGCGGGAUAUCAGAUCCAAACUCUUCCUCUUCUUCUUCAACAACGCUGUCUCCACAGCUUUUAAGGUCUAAAAACCUGAGUUUGUGUAAAAUGAAAGCGGAGAUUUCUCAGGGUGCAAGUAAUUCUUAAAAAGAGGCACAAAUUUCAGCUUGUCAGCCAUUCCCUUUUUCCCACCCCCUUGCUUUUGUUUAUUGCGCUGCAUUUGGCCAUGUCUUCUCCACUGGGGAGAUGUUGGUUAAUAACAGAAACUUGUAUCCUUUUUAGCUGUUAAAAGCAAACCCCCUUUCACAUGUGGGCAACGCUUUGGCUAGGUCAUCGAGUGUUGCGGCAUCAGGACAGACCCUGAGGACCAAAGCUUUUCUCUCUCUGCUUCUGCAGGCUGUUUGCUGCGAGGAUCACAAGCACUGCUGCCCUUCGGGCUACACCUGCAACGUGGCAGCUCGGACAUGCGAGAAGCAGUUCUGGCCCAGUCUCCUGCCUGCAGGCGGUCUGCUGAGUUCCUCGCGCACCCCCACGUCCGGCCGGGAUGUGUCGUGCGGUGAUCAGCACUACUGUCACGACCACCAGACCUGCUGCAAGUCCAGCUCAGGCGGAUGGGCCUGUUGCCCUUACGACAAGGUCAGUGGCUGUGCUGGGGGGGGUUGGUUGGUUGCAGGUUCGAACUGGUUAGCGGGGAGGACUUGUGUGUUUGGCGGGGUGCCAACUGGAUAAGAUUUUGAGCAGAGGUCAUGGGAGGGUGGCUAUCUUAGUUUGAAAGAUCCUGAGAUGCAGGAUCGAUGGCUUAAAGGGAGUGAAACGCGGAGGUAGAAAGCAGGUGGGGAUUGUGGCCAUUGCUGGACUACAACUCUCAAGUGUCCUUGACUGAUGGCCAGGCAGGUUGGGAAUCCCUGGGAUUUCUUGUAUCUCAUCAUCAGCCAUGUGAGUUUUCUGGGAAAUUCUGAACAAAAGAAAAAUUCCUGUGCAAAUUUAUUUUUAUUUUGCUUGUGUUUACUAAACAAAGCUACAAAAAACCCAAACCGGCCACCUUUGAAACAGCCAAUAUCACAUUUCCAAUUGGCAUCCAAUCACUGUUACCAGUGAAGUUAGAUAAAUCACUGGAAAAAUUUCCACUCUGCAGCACUGGUAAUGACGUUCAUGCUUUCUUAUGGAUGAUGCGAUUUGAGUCUUGCCUUGCUUGUUGUUGUUGUGUGGCAUUUCUCCCUCCCAUCCUCAUGAAGCUCCUCCUGUUCCGAGGGGAAGGGGGUAUUACUUUGUCAACUAUAAUAAUCUCAACAAAAGUAUAAAUAUUAAAUAAAAUAAAAAAGGGAAGAGAAUAGGUCGUACCUUGGAAGUCGAAGGGGAUCAAUUCCAGAAGUCCGUUCGACUUCCAAAAUAUUAGGAAAUCAAAGCACGGCUUCUGAUUGGCUGCUGGAAGCGCCUACAGCCAAUUGGAGGCCCCGUUGGUUGUUAAGCUUCCAAAUGCAAACCAGUACAGUCACUUCCAGGUUUGCAACAUUCAGGAGACAAAACGAGAAUUAAGCUGUUCGAAAACCAAGGUACGACUGUACAUUAAAAAACCCUUUAGAGAAGUACCGUAUUUUUUGCUCUAUAGGGCGCACUUUUUCCCCUCCAAAAAUUAAGGGGAAAUGUGUGUGCGUCCUAUGGUGUGAAUGCAGGCUCCUUGGCUUCAGCGAUAGCCGUCUGAAGCCUUCGGAGCGCAGCGCGAGUUCCCGCUGCGUUCAGGAGGCUUCAGGUUCCUUUCACUGAAGCCAGGAGAGUCUGGUCUUUGAGGCUGGCGGUGGGGGAAAGCAGUGCUUCCCCCACCACCAGCCCCACAAGCUGGGGGGGGGCAGCGCGCCACCUUUGCACUGUUCCCCCACCUGGUCUUUGAGGCUUUUCCCCGAGGAGGGAGAAGGGACUGACUCCUGGUCAAAAAGUCCGCAGGAGCCAUGCGCGGGUCCUGUGGGCUUUUGCGGGAGGUGGGGGAAUUCCCCCACCUCCCGCAAAAGCAGGGAGAAGGUCUGGGAGAAGUGCACAGGCUGUGUGCAGCCUGUCCGCUGCUCCCAGAGCUGGGAGGGAGGGGAGAAUAAUAUUUUCCCCCUUGAUUUCCCCCUCUGAAAACUAGGUGCGCCCUAUGGAGCGAAAAAUACGGUAGUUCAAAACAGCAAUAAAAUAUAUACUAUAGUUUUUUGUAGUCUUAAGUAUAUGUUAAUCCAUGUGUUACUAUGGUUUUGACACAUACAUUCCAAAUAUCAUUAAAUUUUCAAUGCGUAAUCUUUGUCUGAGGCUAUCUGUACAUGGGCUGCAAAAGUUAGUACUUGACUUUACUGCUAUCCUGUCACGGGGGGUCCAAGUGGAGGCUGGCCCAUGAGGGUAAAUGGGACUGCCCCACCAACCCCUGUCUUGAGUCCUUUAUCCCUCCUCCUUUCUUACUUGCAGUUAAUCCAGGGGUGGCUCUGUACCUGCUUCCUCCAUGGACUAUUCCUCUUGUUGGUACUGGGUUGUUGCUCCUCUUUCCACCAAUCUUGAUGGGUUUUUCAAACUCACCAGCCUCCUCGAGGGUCCAAGUAAGGCCUCUUGAGACAGAGCAGAAACAUGAAUAAACAUCCUAGUACCGUCUUUUCAGUGUCUUGCAAUCUUUUAAACAGGAAGUUGUCUAGCUUUUCUAAGUCUUGAGUACUCCUUUCCAACAGGAAAUAUCACCCCAUCAUUUUUGCCUCUCUCUUUGUCUCCCCCUGCAGGGCUCCUGCUGCUCUGACAAACGCCACUGCUGUCCGUCUGGCUUCCGUUGUUCCUGGAGGGGCACUGAAUGCAUUAAACAGAAGCCACUCCGCUGGGACACGGGUGCCUUCACCCAUCGCUCCACCCAAGCACAUACGUUGCUCUGAAGUGCCUUUUCGUGUCUGGCCUCUCCCAAUACUUGGGCGCUGGAGCGAGCUCUGCUUUUUUUCAGGGAGGGACAUUUGUAAGCGUGUGCAGGAGAGAUGGCGACUUCUGCCAGUUUGCUGUUCUGAUCAUGAAGGGGAUUCCUGCUGCCUUACGCUUGCCCCCUACGUGGGUGAAACUCUCUUCUUUAGAGGCAUUGCCAGAGAGAGUAAAUCCCCUCUCUCCCCCAUCCUCCAAUGCCCACCAGGGACCCCUGGCUUCACUGCCAUUCCCCAGUCGUAGCUGCAGCCUGGAAGGGUUGCCAUCUUUGGCUUCUUGUCCUGGGCCAAGAUUUAUGCAAGCUUGGGGGUCUUGCUCUGUCCCUGCAGUCCUCUUUACCAAAAUUGUUUUUGAUUACUUUUGUGCUGUUUCUUUAAAAAAAAGAAGAAUAAAUCUUGACACUGGAUUGGCAGUUGUUUGCUGCUGUGCUUACCAACCAUGGGUGUCUACUGUCUCAUUUUGGGUUUCUUUGCAGCCAUUUUGUGUGUUGCCCCUUCUCUCCUUCUGUAUCCUGUAUAGAAAUGAAAUAAAUAAUAAUAAACACAGCCAGGAUUUGACCCUGAGAUCUAGCUUUGGUGCAAAGUGCUGUCGAUAACGGGAGGCCUGCGUCGUCAGCCGAAACAAUGGCUUUAAAAGCCGGGAAUCGGCCCCAGUGGAUGUCUCUUCUGCUAAAUAACGGCAGCGACUAUUCAAGUUAGGACUAGUUGCUAGGUCAGGUUCUCAAAAGUGGUUAAAAACCACUGCACUGCGUUCUGUAUAGCUGGGAUGAGUGGCCUUUUACUGGCCGACGGAGUUGGAAGAGUUUUGUGAUGCACAAAAUCCCACACAUUAUUCCUUCACUGCAGGGGGCUGGACUAGAAGACUCAGGGUCCCUUCUAACUCUAUGAUUGUAAAAGCAUCCCUUCCUCUUUGCAGCGAUUGUAUAUUUUACUCUAGGAGACUUAGUUUGGUCAGAAUCUAGUCUACCCUGUCAGAGUUAACACUAAAGACAUUACUUCUGGUGUUGAGCCACGGUGGCCACUAAAGGGCCAUAAUUUUUUGUCUCUGGCUUUUUAGAUUUGUUUACCCAUGUACUGGAAGGGACGUGGGUAGCGCUGUGGGUUAAACCACAGAGCCUAGGGCUUGCCGAUCAGAAGGUCGGCGGUUUGAAUCCCCUCGACGGGGUGAGCUCCCGUUGCUCGGUCCCUGCUCCUGCCAACCUAGCAGUUCAAAAGCACGUCAAAGUGCAAGCAGAUAAAUAGGUACCGCUCCGGUGGGAAGGUAAACGGCGUUUCCGUGCGCUGCUCUGGUUUGCCAGAAGCGGCGUAGUCAUGCUGACCACAUGACCCAGAAGCUGUAUGCCGGCUACCUCGGCCAAUAAAGCGAGAUGAGCGCCGCAACCCCAGAGUCGGCCAUGACUGGACCUAAUAGUACAUGGGUAAAGGUAAAGGUAAAGGGACCCCUGACUAUCUGAAACCAAAGAGGCGCAUUGGCUGCAUAUAUUGGCAUUAUUUUCAGCUCUCCCACCCCCAGUAUUUGUUAAUUUUAAGUAAGCGCACUGAGCAAGAAGAGUUCUGUGGAAGAUGUGUGUUCAUCAACCCUGUUUCCCAACAUCUGUCUAUAAGAAACCUCCUUUCUCCAGUGAUUACUGAAAAACCCAAAAACCAAUCCUUGCAAUGUUCCAGUUUGAGCUUACAAAUGUUGAUUUUCAGCUGACAGAAACUCUGACCAACUUUGAUAUUGUUCAAUCUUGGAAAAUCCACCAACAUUUGCAGAACAACCAAAGAAAAACUUGGGAAACGGUCUUGCAAAUAAAGACAAUGUAUAACAGAAAAACACUAUUUAUCGAAGGAUGGCCCAUGGUUCUACAUUUCUGGAAUGACAAAGAGCAGACACCUCACAAUAUAUAUGUUCUCUACUUUCCCUUCUGUUUUCCUAAUCCUUUUGUAUCCAUAUUUUGUCCUCGUUUUAUUACUGUGCGUUAAUAUUAAAAUUCAAUUAAUUU
Molecule: messenger RNA, 35206 nt
Organism: Podarcis lilfordi (Lilford's wall lizard)
Lineage: Eukaryota; Metazoa; Chordata; Lepidosauria; Squamata; Lacertidae
Source: the annotation of a GenBank genome assembly